UUGGCGCGAUUUUCGAAUCUAAAUCGUCAGUUGGGGUUAAAGAAAGUAUACUUUAUAUAAUCAUUACUAGUGAAUGUACACUAGCGUUUUUGCAUUAACAAACUAUGAACGCAAGCGAUGCCGCUGGUCCAUAUUUCAACAAACUGCAACCCGAAGAUCCAACGAGGCAUAUGACACGCGAGAGCGCAAGUACAGUGAUUAAUAUAAAAACAUCAUCGCUCGCCGGAUCCGGCCGGCCGGAGUGGGCUCAUCAGACGCAGUACAUCGGCCUUUGCGGGAGCGCCCAAGACCAGUGCCCCGGCAGGGGAAAAAAAUCAUCAGGUGGCUGCGACCACAUGUUAUCAAUGUACUACACAAAAUCCAGCAUGCACAAAAAUUUUCCGCUAAUAAGUCUUCGCGAAUGUUCUGAAUGUCCUUACAAAUCAGCAAUAUCUGAACCAUCAGAUGAGCAAUGCAAAGGGGAAUUAGAUAAUCUUGGUUGGCAAUCCAAAGGCAAACCUGGUAUUUUUGUGAUAAAAACAUUACCUGUGUGUUUGAAUCUAACAUUGGACGUCGAUUUAGGCUAACUGAAAAUCAUUAUGUAGAAUAAUAUAGUGAAAAGAGAAAAAAAAUGUAUUCUUAUAGAGAUC
This is a messenger RNA of Ctenocephalides felis (cat flea), 629 nucleotides long. RefSeq lists its product as uncharacterized. The transcript is spliced from 4 exons. NCBI's taxonomy places the organism in Eukaryota, Metazoa, Arthropoda, Insecta, Siphonaptera, Pulicidae. The record is from RefSeq and is a predicted model, not a curated record. The coding region runs from base 105 to 566 and encodes 153 amino acids.